Messenger RNA from Penicillium digitatum Pd1, 1491 nucleotides. Its product is annotated as Tim22-complex subunit TIM54. Gene Ontology annotation, cellular component: intracellular membrane-bounded organelle; membrane; cytoplasm. Lineage: Eukaryota; Fungi; Ascomycota; Eurotiomycetes; Eurotiales; Aspergillaceae. The record is from RefSeq and is a predicted model, not a curated record. Gene Ontology annotation, biological process: sphingosine biosynthetic process; phosphorylation.
AUGGCAGACUCUUCGAGUUCUGCUGCACCUUCGGGCGCUAGCAAGCCCCAGGCGGCCCCGAAACCGCCUAACCCAGCGUUCAAAAUGAUGGGCCUCCCUAAUAUGCGAUUCAAGCUGCCUUCUCGCAAUUGGAUGAUCUUCCUUACUAUUACUGGAUCUUUCACCGGUGCUCUUAUCUACGAUCGUCGGGAGAAGCGUCGCGUGCAACAAAAGUGGUCGGAGCUUGUGGCUCACAUUUCGAAAGAAACCCUGCCAGUUGACCAGAUGCGUCGGAAAUUGACGGUAUACUUGGCUGCGCCACCAGGAGAUGGUUUGCGUGUGGCCCGAGAUCACUUCAAGGAAUAUGUUAAGCCCAUCCUAGUGGCCGCGGCGUUGGACUAUACGGUGGUUGAAGGGCGACGUGAGGGCGACGUGAGAGCCAACACAGCGGAAAACAUUCGCAAGCUACGCCGAAAGGCCGGAGAACCCAGCUCGGCCGUCGAAGAAGCCGGCGUGGAUGCGGUCGUUGCUGCCACCCGGGCACACAUUGGGGUUACGGACGAACCGGGCCCCAAGGGCGACCUGAUCAUUGGCCGACACACCUGGAAGGAGUAUAUUCGGGGCUUACACGAGGGCUGGCUUGGCCCAUUAGAUGCACCACCUCCACCUCUGGAGGAGUUGACCGCGGACACACCGAAGGACAUCAGUGCCGAGAAACUCGUUAGUCUCGCGAACCCUGAGAUUGCGAGCAUCGAUUCCCCCGAGUUCUCCGAAGAGAAGAAAGACGAGAUCCCCGAGCCUAAGAUCGAGGAACCGGAGAAGGAAGAAGAGAAGCCUGCUAAGCCAGCCGGCCCUACUCCUGCAUACAUUUACCCCAGCGAAUACUCCUCCGCCAUCCUUCCCCACACCAUCCCCCAAUCCUUCGACAGCUCUAUCCCAGUCGAAUUCCCUCAUCUCCUCGGCUUCCUGAACACCCCAAUCCGAGUUUACCGCUUUCUUACACAACGGCAUCUUGCCGAAGAUGUCGGGCGCGAAGUUGCUGCGCUUGUCCUCGCGAAUAGCGCUCGGCCUUACCAUGAAAACACUCUCAGCGUAGACUCCGAGCCCACUGCCGCCAACGUUGACCCCACCCCUUCUCCUGAUAGCUCGUUCACCGACCUUACUCCUCGCAACCAUGAGCAGCAGACCGUAAUGGAGGCUGCUGAAAGUGAGUGGCACAAGUCUGUGCACAAGCGCGACGAAGAUGGAAAUCUGAAGGAGCGCGAGUGGCUCGAUGAUGUUGUGCUUGAUCAGCGCAUCGCCUCGCGCAUGCAGCGCGCCACCCUUUCCCUGGAAGAUGAGGCACGUUCUCAACGCAUCGCCGAGCAACAGGAAUACAUUCUUGGCGAGGAGCGGCCGGCUCCCGUGCCUUUCUGGAAGCGCAUGUGGAUCGAUUACGGCUAUGGUGAGAGUGACGAGGUCCUGAGACGUAAGCCCAUUUUGGGUAACAUCGACGGAGAAGACGUACAGUAA